CAACUUUGUACUUGAACCGCAAUGCAUCAUGGCCAACCAUUUCUCACCUCUGCUACACUCUAUUGCUCCAAUAUUAUCAGGGGCCGAUGCACUGAUCCUCCUCGUUUUCUGCUCACUCCCAUUCUUAUCGUUAUCUUCCCUCGGCAAGAUCAGGGCUCAUGACUUGAUCCCAAAUUUCCAAUCGUUUUCCCGGGUUCUUGAACACCUUCCUUCAUGACCGACGAAGAGACGCCGCUCUUGGGUGACGCGGCUCCGCCGUCCAAUUUGUCCAAGACACAAGUCGCGUACGCGCGUUUCUCACGCUCGCAGAAAAGGACGAUCAGUGCGCUGGUCAGCUACAGCGGGCUUCUUCCGCGUGCGUUUCAUUUCGCUUGCUCUCUCUCUCUCUCUGUACUCCGGGUAUGUCUCAAUGUGCGCAUAGUCUUUGCUGGCGGCUCCUUCAUCCCCUCCAUCCCUGAAAUCGCGCAUGAUUUGGGCUCGACACCGAAGGUCAUCAGUCUCGCGGUCAGCAUAUCGAUCUUCAGUGCUGCGGUGGGGAGCAUGACCUUCGCGACGUACUCCUCCUUCUAUGGCCGCCGGCCGAUGUACAUGGUCGGUCUUCCUUUGCUCUGCAUCGGCUCUUUGGGAGUCGGGACCUCCACUCGCAUACCCGAGCUUCUGUUCUGGAGAUUCGUGCAGGCUUUCGGAGCUUCGGGAGGCAUGUCCGUCGGCGGAGGGAUCAUCGCCGACAUCUACUCCCUCACCGAGCGCGGGACUGCCAUGGGCAUCUUCCACGCGGCAUCUUUGCUCGGCAACGCGCUUGCCCCAAUCGUCGGUGGCUGGGUCGCGCAUUACACGUCGUGGCGCUACCUUCAGUUCGGGCUCUGUCUGUCGGGAGCGCUUCUCUGGCUGCUGAUGCUGUUGUAUCUGCCUGAGACAAGCCAUCCAGGGAUCACCGGCUGGGAGAAGUUGAUAGAGGCGGAACAUGCUGAGGGGAAAGAGGACGAUGGGAGGUUCCGAUGGGCCUGGCUCAAUCCGCUGGAGUGUCUGUGGUACUUGCGGAGUCCUGUGAUCCUGCUGACGACAUAUUCGACCGCCGCUACUCUGAUUACCGAAUACGGCCUCCAAGUGCCCAUGGCCCACACAAUUGGAACGCGCUACGGAAUCACGAAUCCUGCACUCAUCGGUGCUUGCUUCAUUCCCAUGGGAGCAGGAAACAUUCUCGGUGCUCCCCUCGCAGGAUGGAUGUCUGACCGAAUAGUCAUCAAGUACCGUGAAAAGCGAGGGGGUGUCUGGGUCCCCGAAGACCGGCUACGAGGCUCGCGGAUAGGAGCGGCCACACUGGUUCCGCUGAGUGUACUGGGCUCCGGGUUGGUCACACAAUAUGGGCCGGAUGGGAUGCUGGGACUGGCGCUCAACUUGUGCUGCUUCUUUGUGAAUGGAGUCGGUGUCGACACCGUCUUGGCUCCCAACUCGGCUUACUCUGUCGACAUCAUGCGCGAAAAAAGCGCCCAGGUGAUGGCCGCUGGCGCCGCUCUUCGCUCGAGCUUUCUGGCCAUCGCCGUGGCUCUGGUCCUUCCCUCGAUGGAGAAAAACGGUGUUCUUAUCACCGAUGCGUUGGGAGCUGCCAUUGCAUUUACUGCAUUUCUUUCGAUAACCAUUUGUAUUCGAUACGGAGACAAGUUAAGGGCAGCUGUCGAUAUUGGGUUCACUACUAUCGAUGAACUUUGAAUAGAAAUUAGAAAAGUUGUAAAGCUCGAAUGCGCUUAUGACGCGCUAAGUCACAACUUCGUCACAGCGCGAACGUGACACUACC
Messenger RNA from Mycena citricolor, 1795 nucleotides. NCBI's taxonomy places the organism in Eukaryota, Fungi, Basidiomycota, Agaricomycetes, Agaricales, Mycenaceae. The record is from the annotation of a GenBank genome assembly.